Messenger RNA from Arabidopsis arenosa, 2423 nucleotides. Lineage: Eukaryota; Viridiplantae; Streptophyta; Magnoliopsida; Brassicales; Brassicaceae. The record is from the annotation of a GenBank genome assembly.
AGCAAAGCUUUCUCAUUUCCUCGUAAUUGCCGGCGAAUUUUACUAAAGGGUUGGUUGAGCAAUGAAGGGAGCGACUCUCGUUGCUCUCGCCGCCACUAUCGGCAAUUUCUUGCAAGGAUGGGACAAUGCCACCAUUGCUGGAGCUAUGGUUUAUAUCAACAAAGACUUGAAUCUACCAACCUCUGUUCAAGGUCUUGUGGUUGCAAUGUCAUUGAUCGGUGCUACGGUCAUCACGACUUGUUCAGGACCGAUAUCUGAUUGGCUCGGGAGACGCCCGAUGCUCAUUUUAUCAUCAGUAAUGUAUUUCGUCUGCGGUUUGAUAAUGUUGUGGUCUCCCAAUGUCUAUGUUCUGUGCUUUGCUAGGCUUCUUAAUGGGUUUGGUGCCGGGCUCGCGGUUACGCUUGUCCCUGUUUACAUUUCUGAAACCGCUCCUCCCGAGAUCAGAGGACAGUUAAAUACUCUCCCUCAGUUUCUUGGCUCUGGUGGAAUGUUUUUGUCUUACUGUAUGGUUUUCACUAUGUCCCUGAGUGAUUCGCCUAGCUGGAGAGCGAUGCUCGGUGUCCUUUCGAUCCCUUCUCUUCUUUAUUUGUUUCUCACGGUGUUUUAUUUGCCCGAGUCUCCUCGUUGGCUGGUUAGUAAAGGAAGAAUGGACGAGGCUAAACGGGUUCUUCAACAGUUAUGUGGCAGAGAAGAUGUUACUGAUGAGAUGGCUUUACUAGUUGAAGGACUAGAUAUCGGAGGAGAAAAAACAAUGGAGGAUCUCUUAGUAACUUUGGAGGAUCAUGAAGGUGAUGCGCUUGAAACCGUUGAUGAGGACGGACAAAUGCGGCUUUAUGGAACCCACGAGAAUCAAUCAUAUAUUGCUAGACCUGUCCCAGAACACCAGAGUUCAGUUGGGCUACGCUCUCGCCAUGGAAGCUUAGCAAACCAAAGCAUGAUCCUUAAAGAUCCGCUCGUCAAUCUAUUCGGCAGUCUCCACGAGAAGAUGCCAGAAGCAGGAGGAAACACUCGGAGUGGGAUCUUUCCUCAUUUUGGAAGCAUGUUCAGUACUAAUGCCGAUGCGCCUCACGGUAAACCGGCUCAUUGGGAAAAGGACAUAGAGAGCCAUUACAACAAAGACAAUGAUGACUAUGCAACUGAUGAUGGUGCGGGUGAUGAUGAUGACUCGGAUAAUGAUCUGCGUAGCCCGUUAAUGUCACGCCAGACAACAAGCAUGGACAAGGAUAUGAUCCCACAUCCUACAAGUGGAAGCACUCUGAGCAUGAGACGGCACAGUACGCUUAUGCAAGGCAAUGGCGAAAGCAGCAUGGGAAUUGGUGGUGGUUGGCAUAUGGGAUAUAGAUAUGAAAACGACGAAUACAAAAGGUAUUAUCUUAAAGAGGAUGGCGCUGAAUCUCGCCGUGGCUCGAUCAUUUCUGUUCCUGGAGGUCCUGAUGGUGGAGGCAGCUACAUUCACGCUUCUGCCCUUGUAAGUAGAUCAGUUCUUGGUCCUAAGUCGGUCCAUGGAUCUGCCAUGGUUCCCCCGGAGAAAAUCGCUGGCUCUGGACCACUCUGGUCUGCUCUUCUUGAACCUGGUGUUAAGCGUGCGUUGGUCGUUGGUGUCGGCAUUCAGAUACUACAGCAGUUUUCGGGUAUCAAUGGAGUUCUCUACUACACUCCUCAGAUUCUCGAACGGGCUGGCGUAGAUAUUCUUCUUUCGAGCCUCGGACUAAGUUCCAUCUCGGCGUCAUUCCUCAUCAGCGGUUUAACAACAUUACUCAUGCUCCCAGCCAUUGUCGUUGCCAUGAGACUCAUGGAUGUUUCCGGAAGAAGGUCAUUACUUCUCUGGACAAUCCCAGUUCUCAUCGUCUCACUUGUCGUCCUUGUCAUCAGCGAGCUCGUCCACAUUAGCAAAGUCGUGAACGCAGCGCUCUCCACAGGUUGUGUCGUGCUCUACUUCUGUUUCUUCGUGAUGGGCUACGGUCCGAUUCCAAACAUCCUCUGUUCUGAAAUCUUCCCAACAAGAGUCCGUGGUCUCUGCAUCGCCAUUUGCGCUAUGGUGUUUUGGAUCGGGGACAUUAUUGUCACUUACUCACUUCCCGUUCUCCUCAGCUCGAUCGGACUAGUUGGUGUUUUCAGCAUUUACGCUGCGGUUUGCGUUAUCUCAUGGAUCUUCGUUUACAUGAAAGUCCCGGAGACUAAAGGCAUGCCUUUGGAAGUUAUCACAGACUACUUUGCCUUUGGAGCACAAGCACAAGCUUCUGCUCCUUCUAAGGAUAUAUAAUUUGUAACCUUGAUUCUUCUUCUUCUUCAUUUGCUCUGUGUACUUAAAGAAUCUCUUCAUCCCCUUUUUGUUUUGUUUCUCAGAAACCUUCAUUUUGUUUUUGUUUCUUUUCUUUUUUUCCUUUGUUUCGUUAUCAAGCUAAUAAUUACUCAAUUUUCUC